Messenger RNA from Engraulis encrasicolus (European anchovy), 862 nucleotides. RefSeq names its product transmembrane protein 179a, genome duplicate A (gene tmem179aa). The record is from RefSeq and is a predicted model, not a curated record. The transcript is spliced from 4 exons. Lineage: Eukaryota; Metazoa; Chordata; Actinopteri; Clupeiformes; Engraulidae. Bases 36 to 761 code for a protein of 241 amino acids.
UCCAGCUGGGAUGCUGGCAUCGCGCAUGCGCACUCAUGUUUGGCAAUAAAUGGAGGAUAGAGAUGGCCCUUGACAAUUUUCUGUUUGGCCAGUGCAUCCUCUAUUUUUUGGCAUUUCUCUUUGGUUUCAUCGCUGUCGUGCCGCUCUCGGAAAACGGCGAUGACUUCCAGGGGAAAUGUUUGCUGUUCACCCAGGGGAUGUGGCAAAACGAGAAUAUGACGGUGGGGAAGCAGCGGUUCAUGGUGGACGAGUGGGGUCCGGAGACAUCCUGCCGUUUCAUCACGUUCGUCGGAAUCGUCUCGCUCAUCCUGUCCGCGGUGCAGGCAUGGCGAACCCUGUUCUUCCUCUGCAAAGGCCAGGACGAUUCCUUCUUCCAUGCCUUCCUCAACCUGCUCCUGAGCUCUCUGGUGGUGUUCGUAGUAUUCGUGGCCAGCACCAUAUCAAGCGUGGGCUUCAGCUCCUGGUGUGACGCUAUCACGGAGAAUGGAGCGAUGCCAAGCAGCUGUGAGGAUCUGCAGGACACCGACCUGGAGCUGGGGCUGGACAACUCCUCCUUCUACGACCAGUUUGCCAUUGCACAAUUUGGCCUGUGGUCGGCCUGGCUGACGUGGCUGGGCAUCACGACGCUGGCCUUCCUGAAGGUGUACCACAACCACCGCCAGCAGGACCUGCUGGACAGCCUGGUGCAGGAGAAGGAGCUACUCCUGGGACGCAACAUGCGCCGCGGCUCUGAGUACGAGGAGAAGAACGCGCUCAUCUAAUCUAACCACCUGACAGGGGCGGGGGGCGGCGUUUCUCGACAGCGUCGUUGCUAACUAAGUUAUGCCUCUUUUCCACUGCCGGUUUUAUGGUAGGCCUACAG